GCUUAAGUCCCGAGGCUCCAGGCCCUUAAAUCCGCCUAAGCGCCAGGCCCAGAAGUGAUUGUUAUUGGGUGUGAUUUAUUAGUGCCUCAGGGUCUGUACUAAGCAGGUGCUAAGCAGUUCACUGGCCUCCGCCAUCUGCAUCGUUCGGAAACAUCGAGACUCACUAGAGGAACCUGCAACCCUCAAUUCGGUCGGCGUCCUCUUCCUCUCCUUCGUCCUCUGUCGAUCGCCCUCAACCCCACGACUACAUCUACCACAGACCACCCACCAGCAACUCCAGAGGCACUUUAGCCUCGAGAGUUGCUGGUUUCGAGGCACAACAAUCCCCUAGCCGCAGUACCUCCGACCUCCUGCGCCAGGAAUGCGACUUGAUCCUCCUUCUGGCCACAAUCGACGUUUCACCAGCAAAUUUGCAUGCAAUCCUCUUGCGACACUAUGCCAACGAACACCUUGACAUUCGGUUGACACUCUAGGUCCUCGACACCUCAACGUCCAUACCCUUGACCAUGCCGCCUUUGACGAGCCUUCCCUUGAGGCUCUCCGAGCCCUCCCGCGAUUCUGCCUCAUCCUAUGACUCUACACUCCUUCCGGAGAUCUCUGCUGAGAAUAUCGCGUUACCUCCGUCUCCUCCGAACGAAGAGGAUAUAAAAAUUUUCCACUCACCCCCAAUCAUCUCCUCACCUCCUAUCGACAAGAGUCCUAGGCGCAGCGAGUACUUCACCCAGAACCUCACACCUACCCGAAAUCGAGGAACUUCGCCACAAAGAAGAAUGAGACCGCUUUCAGUCGGCAGUAUUCCUAUUGCUCCGCCUAUGCAGAGAGCCCAUUCAUCACCAGGGGUGGACGCCUCCGGACGCUAUGUUACUCCAUACGGUCAUAUCAGACGACCAUCUUCACCUCUACAUUCUGGAAGGAGAACGAGCCCUUUGAGAUCAACAGCAGAGGAUACUUACCCCCGAGAUCCAACGUGGAGCGGACUCAACAUCGAGCCGAACAUUCCUGAAAACGAAGAAUUGGAGUUGUCUGGAGAUGCGGAUUUGUCCCAACCCUCGUUGAUGUCGUCCUUCUCCAAUACAUUCCCUAGGUCUCGACGGCGGACCAAUCUUCCUCUGCAUCAAAGUGCGAGUGCACCUGCUCUAUAUGCCCGAGCCGCCAGCCCGAUGUCUGGCAGAACGUCACCUUCACCGUCUUUUGUGCAACAAAAGUUCUCGAAUGAGCCGUACCCAAAUUAUUCGGUGAGCUCAGCAUCAAGUGUACCAAGUACACCUACGUCACUACGGUCUCGAUCUCCGUCCAUUAGCUCUCUCGAGACCAUUGAAGACAGUCCAGAUGCCGAGGAAGCGGCGCUUCUGGAAGAGGAAGUGGCCAAGAUGAAAGGCGACGAUGCGGAGACUUUCGAGUCUCGACGAAAAAGCUCGAUGGAACAACGAGGAAACAACUUACGGAGCAACAAGGAGAGAAAGCGAUGGUCUGUCUGUGGAGCUGAAAGAAGAGCGGAUUUUUCUUUGGCGCCUAUCGAAGAAUGAUCAAAAAACAAGAGUUUCGGCCCGGUCAGGAGCCGUGAUUGCGCGCUGGAUAUUGAGCAGCGCGCAAUAACUACAACAGUAUGGAUCGGCAAUGCAAGGGAACCAACAUUAUGGGUUCUCGAUUGCAGAGGAACAAUGACUCAGGCAAAAGAUCCUAGGUGAACAUGAGAUACCCCAUGGGCUUUGUACUUGUAUUUGUGGGUUUUUUUGUUUUUUGCAAGGCUAGAUAGUAGCUACACGACAUUGACACAGUCUCUAGUCAACGCUGGCAACAUGCUAUGAUGAAUGAUAUGAUUAUGAACACAUGAUUG
Messenger RNA from Exophiala oligosperma, 1837 nucleotides. RefSeq lists its product as uncharacterized. The record is from RefSeq and is a predicted model, not a curated record. NCBI's taxonomy places the organism in Eukaryota, Fungi, Ascomycota, Eurotiomycetes, Chaetothyriales, Herpotrichiellaceae. Bases 507 to 1526 code for a protein of 339 amino acids. The transcript has a single exon.